AUGCAAAAAUAGUAAACCAUUGCUGUUGUACGGGCUCCUUCUGGAAUUACAAAAUAGCCAUUCAAAUCCAUAGCCACAAUUAAAUAAGCACCUCUAUAAAGAGUCAAUUCUGCAGGAUUCAUGGGUGGAAAAAUUUAAUCUAAUUUCUAUUAGAAACCUAUUACUCCCUUUAAAUAAACCCAUAAUUAUAGGUAGGAUUGGAAAAAUUAUUUAUAUUCAUUCCCUCGCAUACCAAGAAUCAAGAUUUUGGCUCCUAACACUGGUUAUGAUGCAAAAAUGAUUAAAUGA
Molecule: messenger RNA, 288 nt
Organism: Paramecium sonneborni
Lineage: Eukaryota; Ciliophora; Oligohymenophorea; Peniculida; Parameciidae
Source: the annotation of a GenBank genome assembly